This is a messenger RNA of Xenopus laevis (African clawed frog), 5480 nucleotides long. Its product is annotated as serine/threonine-protein kinase N2. The transcript is spliced from 13 exons. The record is from RefSeq and is a predicted model, not a curated record. Lineage: Eukaryota; Metazoa; Chordata; Amphibia; Anura; Pipidae. The coding region runs from base 1850 to 3157 and encodes 435 amino acids.
AAUUAUGAUUCCUAUAGGGAUGUAUCAGUAUCACUAUAAAAGCCUUCCUGGCACAAAUGUAACUUUUUAUAACUAAACCUAUGCCUAGCUGCUGCAGCUCUGACACCUGGGGGAACUCUGAGAUGAACAGCAUAUUCAACCAAUCAGGGGCCUUGUCCCGCCCCUGUCUGCUCCAGCUCAAGGUGAUUGGCCACAGCUUGUCAGAUGUUUAGCAUCUUUGCUAGAGAUCACAGCCUGUUACCUGCUCUCUCUGUAAGUACAUUUAUUUUCCAGCUAAAUAUUACAACCUUUUUAUGUUUAUCAUUAAUAGAUAGGGAGGAAUUGCAUAUCUUAUAGCAUUUUUAUUUAGCAUUUAUAUAGCAUUAUUUAUUUAGCAGCAGCAACAGAACACAUUUAUGCACAGUGUCUGAUGAGCAAGGUUGGCAGUUAAUGGCAGUUGGACAGCAGCUCAAUGGAUGGAAAUAGUAAAACAUAUCAACACAAAUGUGCAGGGAUGCAUCAGUAUCACUUGUAAAUGAUUUGUCUGUGCGUUGGUCACUGUGAAAUAGUAGUUGCCAGAAUUUGUAGUCAUUUGGGGAUGUCCAGCCAACAACCAAAGUCAGUUGGGGGGUGCUGUGAGUUGCAGUUCAGUAACAGCUGCAGGGCUAUAGAUGCUGCUGAUAAUGUGUACUUUCUCAUUCACCUGCACUAAGUCAACCAAUUCCCUUUCUGGUCCCCAAGCUUAAUAGACAUUGGACUGGUCUGUCAAAGUAUAAGAGGAGUUCCUAGUGGGCUCCAGCCAUGAACAACUCCCAUCAGUUAUUUCUUAUUUCCCCAUAUAAUUCUAGCAUUUAGCAGUAUCUAUAGAUAAUGUUUGUGAAUUUGAGCCCUCCUAGGAUGUCCAACCAACACUGGCUAAACACACAGUAGCUUGUGAUAGAUUUAGAAUUUAGAGAAAUUAAAGGGGUCUCUCUGGUCCUGUCAUAUCCAUGUUCUGCAGCUUUUAUGUUGUCUUCACAUUAGCUGUAAAUUUACCAAUAUCUUUUAUUUUACAGGAGAAACGGUCAUGGGUUGUACUGUGUGUAAAGGCGAGGUAAGUCUGUGCUCAUGUUUCCUUUUGUCUACAGGGUCUACAGUAAAGAUGCUGGCAAUGUAGGGUGUGCGAGUUAAGGGCAAAGCGAAUGGUUGGCCAGGACUUAAUCAAACCCCUUCAACCAUGGGGCUCUACUUACAUAUCAGAUAAUUACACACACAUUGUACUGAUACCACAUAGCAACACAUUUGGCUGUUCUUCUCUCUUUCAGUUAUCACUCACAAAAUACAUUUUCUCAUAACCUGGAUUUUGCUGUAUAACAGUAGAAUAUUAAUCACAAUCAAUAUAUGAGAAACAAUUAUAUUAAUAGGUGGUGGCGGGGGUUAUUAAUUCCUAUAACUUUGUUCAUUUCUACAGAGAUCGAUUGAUCAAAUUCAUGAAAAUGAAUAUAAUUAUGUGGAGAUAGUGGAGAUCACUGAUAUUUGUGACUCACCGGUGGAGCAUAUUGUCACCCUAGAGCUGCCUGACCACCCGGCACAGCCACCUUCAUUUGGUAAGUGUGAUCAUUACUAAUAAAAAGCACUUAUUAUUUUGUCCUUAUCAUAACUUAUAUUAGUUGUCCAAUUAUGUAACCCUUAGUAUUAGUAUUAUGACAUCUAUUGUGUUUUUAUUGUUGUAGAAUCUCCACUGCCAGCUGGGAAUGAAGAGGACCCUGGCUCUUCCCAUAACACCGGAGCAGCCAUUCCUCUUCCUGAGCCUCAGAGCUCUGAUCCAGCAGAGACUGCGACCAGGGAUGCUGCCAGCCCCACCAAUUUCAAUUGGCUUUCUUUCGAUGCCAUGGUGGAGGUCCCUGGAAUGAUUAAUUUUUCAGAGGCCCUGGUGAGCAUUUGCGUUAAAGCAAAUGAAUACAAACCACCAGCGAUGCCGAUUUUUUCAGAUUUAGAAGCUCCUAGAAUUGAUGCUGGCAUGUCCAAUAACAGCGGACACAUAGACCCCAUUCAGGAGCAAGGAUCUGAGCCAGAGGAGGCCACAAAGGAUGAUGGGAAUUCCACCUCUUCCAGUUAUCCUUUAGUACUUGACAUCCCUCAGUUUGGCUCAGAUUCAUGUGAUGAAACACAGGGCAUAGAAGGACCAUCUAACAGCCUUGUUGAGCCCAGAUCCCCCACCACACUCGAAAAUUUCAACCUGGGACAAGUGUUGGGAGAAGGUGGAUUUGGAAGGGUGUUCCUGGCCCAGAACAAAAACACCAAACAACUAUGUGCCAUCAAGGCCUUGGCGAAGGCACAGAUUUUGGAAAAGGGCAACUUGAACAGUGUCUUCAAAGAGAAGGAGAUUCUUCAGAGGCUAAGUCAUGCCGCACACCCGUUCCUGAUAACAUUGCACGGAACAUUCCAAACGGAUUCUCACCUCUUCUACGCGAUGGAAUAUCUACCUGGAGGUGACAUGUGUGAUUUCCUCAAUCAUGUAGAACUACAAGAACCUGAUGUGAUGUUUUACACCGCAUGUGUAGUGCUUGGCCUGGAGGCAUUACACCAGAUCGGCAUUGUACAUAGAGAUCUAAAGCUGGAGAAUUUGCUGUUGGACCAGGACGGAUAUCUAAAAAUCGUUGAUUUCGGCCUCAGCAAAGACAAAUUUGGAUACAAUGACCGUACGAACAGCAUGUGCGGCACAAGAACCUACAUGGCCCCAGAGAUCUACAUGAAAAUAGGAUACGGCAUGGCCGCUGACUGGUGGGCCUUAGGAGUCACUGUAUACAUUAUGCUCAUGUAUGAGUUACCAUUCAAAGACGAAGAUCAGAUUGAGCUAAUGAAGAGCAUCCGUUAUGAUGAAAUCGAGUUGCCAGAGGACCUUUCAGAGGAUGUCUCUAAUUUAACAUAUCAACUCUUAGAAAAAGAUCCAGAUUAUCGGCUUGGAUCUGGCGAGGCUGGUGCUGAAAUGAUCAAAGAGCACCCCUUCUUCAGAGAUAUGGACUGGGAACAACUUUUACACCGAAAAAUAAGGCCUCCAUUUGUGCUAAACCACCAAGGCCAUCUGGAGAGCUUGAACGACCCUGAAUGCCAAGCUCCAGCACUGACACCACUUGCUGAAAAGAUUCCAUCAGAGCUGCAAGAGGCAUUCAGAGGAUUCGAUUAUACACCUGAAUAAACAUCAAAACAUCAAAUAAUGGUCGGUAUGGACGGGGUAGGUGGAGGGCCAGUCCAUAUUCUCUUAAGAAGUGCCAGCCAUAUAAACCAAACUCCAGCACUGACACCACUUGCUGUAAGGAUUCCAUCAGAGCUGCAAGAGCCAUUCAGAAGAUAUGACACCUGAAUAAACAUCAAAUAAGGCCCAAACUCCACGGCGCAAUGUCUUCUGAUCCGCCGCGCUGAGAUGAAAUGCAGGUGACCAGUCUGAGGUUCUGAAUAUAAUGUAAGUUAUAGAAAAAUCGCAUCUCCAAACUACACACAACACGACUGUCGCAUGAAGAUGCGGCGUUUGCAUCCGACAGUUUGUCAUUUCGGAUGCAUGUAGUUUGCAGGUGUGAUGUUUCUAUAAAUUACAUUAUAUUCGGUUCCUCCGACUGGUCGCCCGCGUUUCCUCUCAACACGUCGGAUUGGAAGACAUCGCACCAUGGAGUUCAGGGCCUAAUGGUCGGUAUGGACGGGGUAGGUGGAGGGCCAGUCCAUAUCCAUAUGGACAAAAGACCUUGGGGGCAUGUUUACUAACAUUAGAGAUAAAUAUUUGUAGAGAUUUCUGGACAUGUUGCCCAUGGCAACCAAUCAGCAAUUAGAUUGAAACAGCCACAUAUAAGUUAGAAAACAAAAGCAAAGACCUGAUUAGACGCUAUGGGCAACAUCUACAGAAAUCUCUCCAGAUAUUUAUCUCCAUUGUUAGUAAACAUACCCCCAGGUCAUAUAAAGUGAACAUCAGGUGUCCGAUCUCAAGUUCUGACAGAAAUGGCUCAUGUUGGAAUCCUUACACGAUUUUUCCAAAAGCAUGAUCUUUAUAACAAAGACACUGGAUACAAUUCUCAAUACAACAGUAAAGCCUCAGUUUGAGCCAAACAACCAAGGCCAUAUGGAGAGCUACAAGAACCUUAAGGAUCCCAUCAGAGCUGCAUGAGCCAUUCAGAGGAUUUGAUUAUACACCCGAAUGAGAUCAGAAUCGGAUAAGUAUCUUUCCAUAUGAUUUAUAUCCUUAUAAGAAGGAAUGUCAGGUAUGUCAUGUCAACAAGUUUCUGACUGAGAAGACUUUUGUAGGGUUAUCCUUCUCACAUCUUCACAUCUGGUUCAGUUAAGGGUUUUCCUAAUUCAGGUGCUCCUGGGAAUUUUCUAGAUACAGCUGUUGUUUCUAAAAUGUCUGUCUCUUCUAUUUCUCUUUCCAUCAUCUCAUCUCAGAGUGCUGUCCAUAUAUAUUACAUUAAUUACAUGAAUUACUCCUAAACUUGAAAUGUCUGUGACAGGCACAUAUUCCAAAGGGAUUGCUUGCCAAUUAUCCACUAUACAUCCACACUGGUGUUAGACCUACCCUGAUUAAGUUUAUAUAACCCACAUAUUGUUUAGAGUACCGGUAAGUUAUUGGAAUGGGGUCCUGGCUGUAAGUCUGCCUGAAGUAAAUGUCCUUUACACAUUGCUGAAGUUCACGUUAUAAGCAUUUAUCUGGAUUCUUGUGUAGUAAGACCUGGUAGCACAUGUGUAGUUGAGGGCCAGGCCCAACCUCAAAGAACAAACGUAGACUGCCUGGGGUUUGUAGUUAUGUGAAAAACAGGCAAGUAAGAUCUGGCACCAAAGUAAGAAACCAACAGUAUAUUUUCACAUCAACAGUCUGCGCUACCUUGUAUUGCUUUUAUUUGCUUCCUGGCUAGGUAGCGGUUGCCCACGUUGGGAGAUCUAAAGAAGAAGAUAUUGAAGAUGGUUUAUAUCUAUAUCCAGCCCAAAAGAAAAGUGAAAAGUAAGUUUAAUUCAUCCAUUGCCAGGUGCAAUGUUUCACUGAUAAUGGCAGACAAUGGUAUCCCUUUAACUGAGAGUGCAGAACACUUAACGACGCAAAACAUUAAUUUAUUUGUAAAUUCAAUAUAAAAUUGUGUAAAUAUGUGUUAAAAACUACUAAGUGAAAGUUAUAACAGGGGGAUUUGUAAUGUGUUUGUGAUACUAAAUAUGGGCCUUUCCUUUAAUAAUAGAUGGGAUCUUUGCACACCAUGUGUACCCCUGUGUCAGUAACUGAUUCAUUUGCUGUAUUGAAUUUAAAGUUUAUCAUAAAGUCACCUACAAAGUGGAAUAACUCGUCAUGCUGCUUAUUCAUUUAUAAUCAGCUCAUAAGUUUAGUUGAGAUAUAAUUCCUUCUGUGAUUCUGUUUUUCAGAGAUGGCAUGGAGCGGCGACUGUCAGGAAAUCUUAACGAUGAAUACUGUGGAUCGUGUUUCAUACAUAACUUGCUUUUCAUGCCAUUUAUAUAUAUAAUAAUACAAAUAAAAAAAUAUUUUUUCUCAA